Molecule: messenger RNA, 2824 nt
Organism: Chelonia mydas (Green sea turtle)
Lineage: Eukaryota; Metazoa; Chordata; Testudines; Cheloniidae
Gene: EHD1
Product: EH domain containing 1
Exons: 5
Coding region: 524-2128 (534 amino acids)
Biological process (GO): endosomal transport; endocytosis
Cellular component (GO): cytoplasm; plasma membrane
Molecular function (GO): protein binding; GTP binding; calcium ion binding
Source: RefSeq, a predicted model, not a curated record
AGGCGCUCAGGGGCCGGAUGUGGCCCGCGGGCCGUAGUUUGCCCCCCUCUGUCCUACAUCCCACACGAUCCUACAAGGACUCCUUUUCUUUUUGCGAAUACGGACUAACAGGGCUGCUCCUCUGAAACCUGCUUUUGCCACAGUAACUGUCAUGGCGGCUAGUGGGGGGCGGGGCGAGGAUGGGAGACUCUAGAGCUACUUCCACCGCGGUAACUGUCACGGAGGGUAGGCAAAGGCAAAAAGCGGUCGAGAGGGGCGGAAGUGACGACAUUACUAUUGCGGAGCGGUGGCAAGGAACGUUUGGGACCAGGGAGCGGGGCGGAAGCGGCUCAAAUGGCGGCCACCAAUCAGCUUCUCGGGGGCGUGGCUGAGGGGCGGGGAUACGUAUAAAUGCAGGCUCCGAGGGGGGCGCUUUAUUCAGUGGCAGGCGGCUGAGCACGGCGGAGACCGUUGCUGGCCCGCUCCUCGUUGUAGCGCCCCCACCCGUAACGCAGCCGCCCCCACCCCUCCAGUCCCCGCAGCCAUGUUCAGCUGGGUGAGCAAGGACGCGCGGCGGCGCAAGGAGCCGGAGCUGUUCCGCACGGUCUCGGAGGGGCUGAAGCAGCUCUACGCCACCAAGCUGCUGCCCUUGGAGGAGUACUACCGCUUCCACGACUUCCACUCCCCGGCGCUGGAGCCGGCCGACUGGGAGAACAAGCCCAUGGUGCUGCUGGUGGGGCAGUACAGCACGGGCAAGACCACCUUCAUCCGGCACCUCAUCGAGCAGGACUUCCCGGGCAUGCGCAUCGGGCCCGAGCCCACCACCGACUCCUUCAUCGCCGUCAUGGGCGGCGAGACCGAGGGCGUCGUCCCUGGCAACGCCCUGGUGGUCGACCCGCGGCGGCCGUUCCGCAAGCUCAACGCCUUCGGCAACGCUUUUCUCAACAGGUUCAUGUGUGCCCAGCUACCCAACCCUGUCCUGGAUAGCAUCAGUAUCAUUGACACACCUGGUAUCCUCUCGGGAGAGAAGCAACGCAUAAGCAGAGGCUACGACUUCGCAGCAGUACUGGAGUGGUUCGCAGAGCGUGUGGACCGUAUUAUUCUCCUCUUCGAUGCUCACAAGCUUGACAUCUCAGAUGAGUUUUCAGAGGUGAUCAAGGCCCUGAAGAACCACGAGGACAAGAUCCGGGUGGUGCUGAACAAAGCUGACCAGAUUGAGACUCAACAGCUGAUGCGGGUCUAUGGUGCCCUCAUGUGGUCGCUGGGGAAGAUCAUAAACACCCCAGAGGUGGUGCGGGUCUACAUUGGCUCCUUCUGGUCCCAGCCACUCCUCAUCCCUGAGAACAGGAAGCUCUUUGAAGCGGAAGAGCAGGAUCUCUUCAAAGAUAUCCAGUCCCUGCCCAGGAAUGCUGCACUCCGCAAGCUCAAUGACCUCAUCAAGAGAGCCAGGCUAGCCAAGGUCCAUGCCUACAUAAUCAGCUCUCUGAAGAAGGAGAUGCCCAAUGUCUUUGGGAAGGAGAGCAAAAAGAAGGAGCUGGUGAACAACCUCGGCGAGAUCUACUUGAAGAUUGAGCGGGAGCAUCAGAUCUCCCCUGGGGACUUCCCCAAUCUGCGCAAGAUGCAGGAGCUCCUGCUGAGCCAAGACUUCAGCAAGUUCCAGCCCCUGAAGCCGAAGCUGUUGGAUGCAGUGGACGACAUGCUGGCCAAUGACAUUGCCCGGCUCAUGGUGAUGGUGCGGCAGGAAGAGUCUCAGAUGCCCACCCAGGCGGUGAAGGGCGGGGCCUUUGAGGGCACUAUGAAUGGGCCUUUUGGCCAUGGCUAUGGGGAGGGGGCUGGCGAGGGCAUUGAUGACAUUGAGUGGGUGGUGGGAAAGGACAAGCCCAGCUAUGAUGAGAUCUUCUACACCCUCUCGCCUGUCAAUGGUAAGAUCACGGGUGCCAGUGCCAAGAAAGAGAUGGUGAAAUCAAAGUUGCCCAACACUGUCCUGGGCAAGAUCUGGAAACUGGCUGAUGUGGACAAAGAUGGACUCUUAGAUGAUGAGGAGUUUGCACUGGCCAACCACUUGAUCAAGGUGAAGCUAGAAGGGCAUGAGCUGCCUGCAGAACUACCCCCCCAUCUAGUGCCCCCCUCCAAACGCAGACCCGAAUGACUCCCCAGCAUCCUUUAAAUGGAGGGGGGAUGGGCAGCCAGAUGUCUGGAUUUCAACAUCUAACUCUGCUAAAGAUCCACAACCCCUGAGAGCUGGUGGACAGUUUGAAUUUUGCUUCAAAAGGCACCGAACUUACACCUUCCAAAGUCCCCCAUCUAUGGGAGUGAUAAGAUCUGAAUGAAACCCUCAGACAUGUCAUUGUGCACAAGAAUGAUAUUUUUAAUAUAUUCAAGGCUGCAUUUUUGUUCCCCUUUAUCUCUUGAGGUGCUGCUCCAGGAGCUGCUAAUACAACUGGUUUGUCUUCCUAAGGUGUUGAAUGAAUGGCUCCUUGUGGCAGGGCAGCAUGGCUGAGCUGCGGACAUCAGUUCAAUCCCCCUGCCUGGGAAUACUGUUCACAAUGGAAUCCGCUUCACCCUUGUGCUGGGAUGGCACAACUCUGGUUCCCCUCACCCCCCAGCUGUCUGAUUUUUCUGGGGGAGCAGGCACUGUAACUUCCCAUGGUGGUGAAGCAGUUCUAAUUCUCUUUGGAACAUGGUCCAAACACAUCAGUUCAGUUCUAAGCUGACUUCCCCCUAUGUACAGAGCAGUUUUUAUGCUAAUGACCCAGGUGGUUGGUUUUAAGAUAGAGGGUCAUUUCUCCAGGGCUUUCUGAUCUUCCCAUAUAGAAAUGUUCACAAGUAAAUGAGUGUUAAUUAC